Lepisosteus oculatus (spotted gar) is the source of this 4961-nucleotide messenger RNA. Lineage: Eukaryota; Metazoa; Chordata; Actinopteri; Semionotiformes; Lepisosteidae. The record is from RefSeq and is a predicted model, not a curated record.
AUGAGAGAGAAAACGACAAACUGGCUGCUGCUGUGUCAGGGACGCAUGAGCUGGGGUGUUCGAUGCAUUUCUUUGUGUUUUAAUUGUUUGCUUCUUAUUUUCUUAGAUUAUGGUUUGAAUUCAGUGUCAUCCAGCUUAACACUGGACGAUCUCUUUCGAAAAGAGUUGACAGUGCAUGACCCUGAGGCAAAAUGGAUAAAUGAUGAAGAAAUUGUAUACAGAGACAGAGAUGGCAAUGUCAUGAAACACAAUGUUCACAGCAACCAGACGGGGAUUGUUUUGAAAAACACCACUUUUUCCAUGUUUAAGGCUUCUACCUUUGCGGUUUCUCCUGAUCAGAAUUUUGUUCUUCUGGGGUACAGUGUGAAACAGGUUUACAAGUACUCCUUUACAGCUUCAUAUUCAGUAUAUGACCUGCAUACUAGGGAGAUUGUGCCUCUGAACCCUCCUGAGGUACCAGAUUCAGCGUUACAGUAUGCGUCCUGGGGAAUUCAAAAGCAACAGCUGGUUUAUAUUUUUGAAAAUAACAUUUACUACCAGCGUGACAGACAGAGCAAUUCCCUGAGGCUCACAUCAUCAGGAAGAGAAGGAGUUGUUUUCAAUGGGAUUGCAGACUGGCUGUAUGAAGUGGAGCUGCUGCAGUCACACGUUGCCCACUGGUGGUCCCCAGACGGAGAAAAGCUGGCAUUCCUGAUGAUUAAUGACUCCCUGGUUCCAAACAUGGCCCUUCCUCGCUUAACAGGCAGUCUGUACCCCAGAGGACAGCAAUAUCCCUAUCCUAAGGCAGGCCAGGUGAACCCUACAGUAAAACUCUAUGUGGUAAACGUUAAUGUGGUGACACAAACAGUGGAGAUGGUGCCUCCCAGCAGCUUUCGAAAAAGUGAUUACUAUAUCUCUAUGGUGAAAUGGACCGACAACUACAGUAUAUCAGUGAGGUGGCUGAACAGACCGCAGAAUACAUCUAUUCUUACUGUCUGUGAGGCUUCCAGUGGGGAAUGUGUCAAGAAACAUGUGAUGACAUCGGAUAUUUGGCUUGACAGACAGAAUGAACAGCCAGUGUUUUCAAAGGAUGGAAGUAAAUUCUUCUUGACAAUACCAAUAAAGCAUGGAGCGAGAGGAGACUUUCAUCAUAUUGCAAUGUUUUCUGAUCAGUCAAGAAGUGAGGAGAUAACCAUUCGGCACCUCACGUCUGGAAACUGGGAAGUUACUGAAAUCCUGGCCUUUGACGAGACUCAGAAGAUUGUUUACUUUCUCAGUACAGAGGACAGUUCAGCUCAGAGACAGUUAUACAGGGUGUCAGUGGAAGAGCCUUUUAAUCGCCGAUGCCUCACUUGCGGUUUAUAUAAUGGAACUUGUACAUUCGUCAGUGCUGAAUUCAGUCCAACAAUGCAGAGUGCCAUCCUAAAUUGUAAAGGUCCAGACAUUCCUAAGGUCAGUGUUCACUGGCUCAAUAACUUGGGUGGUUUUCACAUUUUGGAAAGUAACACAGAAAUAAGAGAAUUUAUGAGUGGGAAAAAAACACUGGAGAAAGAAGUCAGAAUUUUACAAGUGAACAACCAUGAACUCCCCAUGGAACUGACCUUACCAGCAGGCUUCAGUGAAAAGAACUUACACCCUCUUCUGUUGAUUGUUGACGGUGCUCCUGGCAGUCAGUCUGUAAAUGACAAGUUUCUCCUGGACUGGGACUCGGUGCUCGUCAGCUCUGAUGGUGUGAUAGUGGCUCGAUUUGAUGGCAGAGGCAGUGGAUUUCAGGGACAGAAGAUUCUGCAGCAGGUUCAUCAGCGCUUAGGAACCCUUGAAGUACAGGAUCAAAAAGCAGCUAUAGAGGCUUUAAUAAAGCUGCCCUACAUAGACCAGAGAAGAAUUGGAGUUUUUGGGAAGGCGUACGGAGGCUUCCUGACAUCUCUGCUGCUUCUUUCUUAUGACACAAUUUUCAGAUGUGGGGUAGCAGUAGCUCCUGUGACUGACUGGCGAUUAUAUGCUUCUGCAUUCACAGAACGAUACCUUGGGUUUCCUUCAGAGAAUGGCCGUAUAUAUCAAGCUUGUGGUAUUCUGCAUAAUAUGACGGGAUCAACGCAUCACAAAUUCCUUAUUAUACAUGGAACUGCUGAUUCAAAUGUUCAUUUCCAGCACACAGCUGAACUGGUGAAACGUUUAGCACAAUCUAAUGUAAACUACAUGUUAAAGAUAUAUCCUGACGAAGGGCAUGACAUUACUUCAUCAAAGAGCAGAUAUUACCACUACAGAACAGUGAUGACGUUUUUCAGGGAAUGUUUUUAUGAAGACUCCCAAAUAAUACCUGAACAGGAAGACGAUGACUAGUGUAGGAUUGCCACUUCCGGAAAGUGUGAAAAGUGUGAAUCGAGAGAAGACUUGGUAAAUAAGAACUUUAAAAUGAUGAUCAGUUGUAUCUCAUGAUACAGUAGGCCCUGAACAUGUAUCUACACAGACAAUAUGCAUUACUUUCAUGCAUCUGUCUGCACAUGUACUGUAUAUUAAACUUUAUAGAAGCAAAAGUAGAAUUACAAGUUUAGGCAGUUCUGAGUUGUUUAAAUGGCCAGACCUACCAAUUUUGUUAUCCCUAUAAAUCCAGAAUUAAUUAUUUCCUUUAAAAAUACACUGUAUUUCAUUCUUUGUUAUAUGUUAAUUGCAGAAGAUGGCUGAUGAAGGUGGGUAUUUUGUUUGUAUAAAUGUUUUUUUUUCCGAAAAAUAAAUUUUGGUUGUUAAUGUUUAUCUUAAUCCUAAUAUCAGUAUAUAUUGGUUGUACAGUAAUUUAUGAAAUAUUUCUUUGCUGUGCUUUUAUCCAGUCCUCACAAAAUAUUUUUAAGAAAUUUGACAAUUUGAAAAUAAUAAAAUUACUGAGUUUUUUUAUCAGGUCUGAAAGUUUUGGUUAUAUUAGAACAUUUAUUUUAAAACAUGUAUAAUAUUUACAGUAUUAAGGACAUCAUCUAGAUUAUAACAACCUAUAAUAAUCCUAAUAUUCAUAAUCUUGCCUGUAGCAUUUUUAUUUAUACUUGGAAAUUAAAAUGAUUUUGGUUGAAUCACAAACUCAGGAAGUUGUACAGAAAUUUCAAGACAGCAAUAAAAAAUAGUUUGCUGUCUGUCUUUUACAGAGCAAAAGCAUAUUUCUAUAAAACAAAUUCUGUAAUAUUUCACUUUUUUUCAUCUACGUGUACAGUAUACAGUUGUUUCAACACCUUAUCAAUAACAUUCUAAUUUCUUUCUUCAAACAACAGCUUGCCUCAUGAAGUCCUCUCUCUAUGGGGUUCCACUGCAGAAUACAAACGAGACUACUGAAAGUAAAAUUCAGUUUUUAAUAAAAUAUUUAAUCUAUUCCAAGCUGAAGUUUGUCAAAUUUAUAGAUGCUGAAGAAUAUUUUCGCAUUGCCUUAAACAUCAGUACGUAAAACCAAAUUAAGCAAUAAACAAUUAUUAAUUAUCUAAAAAUGAAAUAACUACAAUACGAUCAGAUACUGUACAUACAAGGAUAUCUGAUGAACUAUAUAUCACAUAUACAGUAUACUGUAUAUUAAUCAGUCUUCAUAAUGCACAUCUUCAAUGAAAAGGAGAUCUAAUUUACUCAGGUUUCCUUCACUAUAUAUCAUAUUUUGUAGUGUAUUUUCAGAUAUUGCAUUCAUUUUUCAGAAGAUUGCUUAUGAGUGCUGAUCUCAAAGGACAUGAAUAAUUUUGGGCCAGUCUUCUUGGAUAGGCAGUUUGUAGUCACUGGUCUUAGUGAUUGUUGUCUACUGGAAGAAGAGAGGUCCCAUUUGAUUGUCCAAAACUCUCCAGCACCACAAAUUUAACAAAAGUACAAUAAAUGAAAGUGAUUAUAAAACCUUUGAAGUCUUUCAGGUAAGGCUGUUUGAAGUCAGGCUAAUGACUCGGUAUGUCUCAGCGGGUACUACACUUUGGAAACUUCCAGCAGCUGAAUAUUGCUGCAAGUGAGCGUAUAUUGUUCUGUGUGCUUCAAUUCAUAGAAUUAUUAAUGCAUUAUUUUUUUUCAAAGCCCCCUAUAUAAACUGCUGCUUCUUAUUCAUACAUUUGAGCUAUGUUAAAUAAAAUGUAUCGUUAUAAUUACUUUAGGACCUGCCAGCCCUAGUCCCAUCUGUAUUACACAAGCAAUAAGGACAUCCAAGAAUUAGAUGUGUUUUUUAUAUUUAUUGAGUAUUUACUGUAGGUGUAAUGAGGUACAGCAACACAAGAGGUGAUGGGGUAGAGGGGGGAUGCAUGAGACAAAAUGCAAAAAGAGAGGGAUUUGUGUAUGAUCUACUGUACCUGUAUAUAGUUCUGGAGAAAUUACAUUGCGGAUGAUUAUGAUUUAGAACAGCUGUGGCUUCUGUAUCAUACCUCCCAUGCUUCAGUUGAGAGUUUCCAUUUGCUGAAGCCUAUGAGUUCAAAUUGAACUACUCUGCCUCAACCAUUCGACAAAGUAUGACUUGAUCAACUCAUCACAUUCAAAGCAAUUGUGAUGUUUGAGUUUUAGCACUUUCCUGGAUAAUUCCUGGCCAUCUAUACUGUAUCUCUGUUCUUAAUCUUAAAAAAAAGAUCUGUUAGGAUCUGAGCCCAAAGCAGCAAUAGAAAUCUAGAUUUGGGGGAAAAGAAUGUGUGUCAUUCACAUCACUUUGAAGUCCCUACCAACGGCUGAUGGAAUGAAGGCAUUAGUGGGGAGUCAAUUUAAGAGCCUCGGCUGGCUAGCACAGAUAAAGACCUUCUUGAAUCAGUGUUUCUCAUUUGUCCUUGGGAGAGCAGCUUUAAAAACCCAGGGAUAGCAAAUUUCAUCCAUAAAUGACAGGGGGCACAUAAUGGUCUCUUCACCAGAGACUCAGACUACCUCCAUGAAGGAAAUACUCACUAAGUGAUUCUAAACCUGUAACAGAAAUAUCCAGUGGGUCUGUUGUCAUUUAAAAACCAUUACUCCACAGAAUAAUAAAAAAAACUUUGUGUAUUUUAUAUGAGAUUGCA